CCUGCGUGGUCUGUCCCUCCAUUCGAAUCCCUCCUCCCCCGCAGCACACCGUCUUGGGGUGUGAAAAACAGAACGCUAUGAGGGACCGAACGCACGAGCUCAGAGAGAAAGAUGACGACUCGGACAAUGAAGAAACUGAACUUGUGGCUCUGGUCAUGCAGCCAGGAUCAGCGAAAUUCAAUGACUUUUCAGAUCCCACUGAUGCAUUCUUCCAAACGACUGCUGGCAUUCGUGAAGCCUUGAAAACUCUGGAAAACAAAGUGAAAGAUCUCGAGAAGCACCAGACUACAAUUUUGGCCACGCCACUCCCUGAGGAUAGCAUGAAGGAAAACCUACAAAGGCUACGUGAGGAAAUCAGGGAGUUGGCAAAAGACAUCCGGACCCGCCUGAAGAAAAUUGAGCCCAAGAAGGACGGAGAAGACGAGAACAGAAAUUCCGUCAACACCCGCAUGAAGAGGACGCAGCAUGGUAUCCUGUCCCAACAAUUUUUGGAUCUUAUCAACCAGUGCAACUCCAAACAAUCGGAGUACCGGGACCGGAAUCUGGAGCGCAUCAGGCGACAACUGCAGAUUACUGGCAGCGGGGUGGUAUCGGAUGAGCAGCUGGAUCAGAUGCUGGAGAGUGGUCAGACGGAGGUGUUUGUCUCGAAUAUCAUGAAGGACACACAAGUGACGAAGCAGGCGCUGAACGAAAUUGAGACGCGGCACAGCGAAAUCCUCAAGUUGGAGCGCAGCAUCCAGGAGCUACACGAAAUGUUCAUGUACCUGGCCACAGAGGUGGAGCUGCAGGGAGAGAUGGUUGACAGAAUAGAGAAGAACAUUCUGGACUCGGAGGACUAUGUCAAAAAAGGGCAGGAACACCUUAAUACAGCCCAGGAAAACCAGAAGAAAGCUCGCAAGAAGAAGUUCAUGAUUGCCAUCUGCCUGACGAUCACACUGCUCAUCAUCUUCGCCAUCAUCGCCGUAUCCGUUAUUGUUGGCUAGAGGGGGUUCCAGUUCUGCCUCUCCCUUCACGCGGCAUUGUUGGAGCCCUAUGGGUUCCUUUCUGGCUUCAUCUCCAUUUUGGAACUGCUGCCCCCUGCUGGGGAGGCCUUUGCACUGACAGAUGGCUGGUGGAGACGCCUCCGGCCUUCGCCCAGUCCUGAAAGCACACGCUGCCUGUGGCUGCCUCCUCUCCUUCGCCAGAACCAAGGAUUCCCCACCCUUUUUCCUACAUCCAGAACUAUCUCCAGGUGCUUGUAAAUUUUCAUGGUCUAGAGCAAUCCCUGUGCUGUGUUGGUUUCGGCCUUCCUAGUUUAUUCCUUUUUUUGUGGCUUGUAGCAUUUUGGGUUCCGGCUGUGCUGCUUCCCCCAUGAAUUUUGUGGCCUUGACUCAUCUACAUUCAAAUGGACAUUUCUUCUUUUUUGCCAGUUCCUUCUCUGUUUCCUCAGCUGUAUCCUACCUGCCCCCCUCCCCGUGAACUCAGCGCAGACCAUCACGUUGAACAGCCCUAGUUCUCCCUCCCUGAUCAUGGUAGCAGUUACCUUUUCUAGGAUUUUUUCCCCCUAGCCACUGCCUCGGGUAACUUCCUCUCGUUGCCGUAUUUCUUUUAUCACACUUCCUGCUUCAUGCCAUGUCACUUUUUUAAAGCUUCCCCCUUCCUACGUUGCUUGCUGCAUAUCUUCACUAGGGAGCAAAGGGACAGCUGGGUUUUCUGCAGAACAUGAGGUGGGGUCUUGGUGCUCCACACCCACCUACCCAACUUGGUCUGAUGUGCCUGUUAGAGAGGCAGCAGGGGACUUGAACCUGACUAUUUUCACCCUGCUGGCUUUUGGGGGUUUGGGAGGUAUCCUUGGUUUCUCUUCGCGGCCCUUGAUGGGGAUGUGGGGUCUGUUUCAGCUGAAGCAGAGGGCUGCAGACCGAGAUAUCUGGGUCCACAGUCGACUAAAAUGCCUGUCUGUUUUUGCCAAGCUCUUUUCCUAUUGCCUUCAGUUUUAAAGUUGAAACUGUCUGUGCCUCCUUCCUUUCAGUGUUGUCCCUUUCCCACGUGCCUUAAGAGUUGCGCCCGCACCCCUUGGUGAGCCUACGUAUUACCUUCCCCUCUCCUUGGGAUCCAUUUGUCCCCUUUUUUUAAACUUAAUGGAUAGAAAUCCCAUUGCCACCGUUAAAAGUAUUGGGACAAAGCCACAUGAACGUCAUCUCUGCUCCCUCAGGAAACCUGAACCUUGAACUGGUUGGCUUGGAAGCAUGUCCAAGGGGCUGGCUGGAAUCAAGGUCUUGGAAGUGGGGUAGCAAGAAGAAGCAGCCAGGACACCUGGGGUGCGCUUGUCUGUCCGCUGUUCUAGUUGAAUCAGAUAGGGAAAUCAUGGAGGAAAUGGAAGCCAGGACCUUUUGGUCUUGUUCUUGAAAAUCUGAUAUUUUGCUACUUUAAAAAUAAAGGAGUCUGUCUAAAUCAAAGCCUUGAGUAAUGUUCCAGUUGCCUUGGAGAUUGAAUGUAUUAAAAAGGGGGGAAAGCAGCCUGACUCAAAUUAUUUUGUAAUAUAAAAAUAAAAGCACUUUUAAACAUG
This is a messenger RNA of Elgaria multicarinata webbii, 2545 nucleotides long. It is a transcript of the gene STX4, whose product is annotated as syntaxin 4. Gene Ontology annotation, biological process: synaptic vesicle fusion to presynaptic active zone membrane; exocytosis; intracellular protein transport. Gene Ontology annotation, cellular component: endomembrane system; plasma membrane; synaptic vesicle. Gene Ontology annotation, molecular function: SNAP receptor activity; SNARE binding. Bases 78 to 983 code for a protein of 301 amino acids. NCBI's taxonomy places the organism in Eukaryota, Metazoa, Chordata, Lepidosauria, Squamata, Anguidae. The record is from RefSeq and is a predicted model, not a curated record. The transcript is spliced from 11 exons.